ACAGAAAAAAAGAAAGCAAAGACGAGCGAAGGAGAGAGGCAAGGGAGGGUAGGAGGGAGAGGCCCUGUGACCUCACGUGACAUGUGACGUGGGCUCCACCACUCACGGAGGAGAGUGCGAGUGUCUCUGUGUGUGUAGGAUGGCGAGAAGGAUGCAGAGAGAGUGAAAGACUGUGGCUUUUAGCCUUUUGCUAGUAUCACCACUCCACUCAGGCCAGCGACCACCAUCGUGGGACAGAGAGAGAGAGAGAGAGAGAGGGAGAGAGAGAGAGAGAGAGAGACACCACGCUAUCAGGCUAGCUGGCUAACCUCAGACCCCCCGUCCAUUCCCUGACAGAGGACCACAAGCCCAGCCCUCCCUGCAUGCCUGGCUCUACCACCUGGGCUCAGUUUGGAGGACACCCACCAGCCCCCAUCCACAGCCCUGCUUGGUCGGCAUCGGCUGCACCGAGGGCUCCGGAGCGUUCUGGCUUCCCUGUCAUGGCAUCCAACAGCAUCUUUGACUCCUUCACCAACUACAGCAGCAGUCUACUCAGAGACCCGACCACUCCCAGACGGUUCACGCCGCCCUCCACGUCCUUCCCCUGCAGUAAGAUUGGAGACGGCAACGGGGCCAUGGCCGCCCCGGGGCCCCUCAGGUCAAGACCGGACACCAGGAACGUAGUGGAUGUGCUGGCGGACCACGCCGGCGAGCUGGUCCGCACCGACAGCCCCAACUUCCUCUGCUCGGUCCUGCCCUCUCACUGGAGGUGUAACAAGACGCUCCCCGUGGCUUUCAAGGUUGUGGCUCUGGGUGACGUCCCCGACGGGACUCUGGUCACCGUGAUGGCCGGGAAUGACGAGAACUACUCGGCCGAGCUGAGGAACGCCUCCGCCGUGAUGAAGAACCAGGUGGCCCGCUUCAACGACCUGCGCUUCGUGGGCAGGAGCGGACGAGGAAAGAGCUUCACUCUGACCAUCACCGUGUUCACCGGACCUCCGCAAGUGGCCACCUACCACCGCGCCAUCAAAGUCACCGUGGAUGGGCCCAGGGAACCGCGCAGGCACCGAGUGAAGCUCGAGGACCCGCAGAAGAUGCAGUUCUCCGACAGGCUGUCCGAGAUCGAGCGCUUCCAGCGGAGUAUGAGGAUAGGCCCGGUGAACAACAACCCCCGCCCCAUCCACCAGGGCCACCUCAGCACCACACAAGCAGCCCUGUGGCCAGAGCAGAUGGAUCCCCCUGCUCUGAAGACAUGCAAGGUGGAGGAGGACCUGAGACCAUGGCCAGGGAGUACAGAUCUCUUCCCGCAGAGAACCACCUUCCCAUCUCUGUCGCCGCUGACUGACCCUCGUUUCUCGGACCCCCGCAUGCACUAUCCCGGGGCCUUCACCUACUCUGCCAACUCUUCCAGCACUGGCAUCAGCGGCCUGAGCAUGUCGGCCUCGUCCCGGUACCACACCUACCUGCCCCCGCCCUACUCAAACAACCAGACCCAGAACUUCCAGUCCAACUCCUACCUGUACUACGGCGCCGGCUCCGGGUCCUACCAGUUCUCGAUGGUGGCGCCGGGAAACACCGGGGGCGAGCGCUCCCCCACCCGCCUGCUGUCCUGCUCGGGAGCCACGGGCGCCGGAGGGGCCAACAGCCUGAUGAACCCGGGCCUGAACAACCAGAGCGAGGGCGUGGAGGCCGACGGCAGCCACAGCAACUCCCCAACGGCCAUGAGCGCCUCAGGCCGCAUGGAUGAGUCCGUCUGGAGGCCCUACUGACUCACGGGCGGCUAGACGACAGGAGAAGCGGGAGAGGAAAUGUAAAGAAGAUGAUGAACAACAAGAACAACAACAACAACAAAAAAGCUGAACACUGCAAAAAAAAAAAAAAAAAAAAAAAACAACAGAAAAAAAACAUAAAAAAGAGAAAUGCUGCAUGUUUGUCUUUUAUUUCUCCAGCACUCGCUUCAAAGCCUUUCUGCAUUUUUACCAACUGUCUGCCAGACUUCCAUGUGUUUUGUAAAAAAAAAAUUUUUUUUUGAGCGAACUCCUGCACUGUGCUAGGAAAUGUACUCUUACAGGACUAUAAAAGCCAUAUAAGACGAGACGACGUGUAACUGUAAAUAGAAGCCAGGGUAAAACCAGAGAAGCCAUAGUAAUAUAUCAGGAUCAUUUUGUCUGGUAUGAACAAGUAUACAUGCUCACCAGAGGGACUCAGACAACAAAGGACAAUGGAGGAGCAACUGUAGGAUCAAUCUGUACAGCCGACGAACUGAAAAACAAAACAACCGGAAAAAAGGACAGAACACAGCACACAUUAGUUAACGGCAUUGCUCACAUGAUCGCAACUCACUUGGCAGUUGGAGAAGAGCCAGGAUGGAUGUUUGCUCCAGGAGGGACUCUGAUAUCCUCUCAAGGCGUGGCUGCACUGCUGUAGUGAUUAUUCUUUACGUUUUCACUUUUGGAGUUUUUUUUUUUCUUUUUUUUUUUUUUUUAAAUACUGCAAAUUACUGUGUCAGUUGUGAAAAAGAUUAACAAAAACAUUAACUGCAUCCCAAGCCUGUUUUAUGUUCUCUCAGUACCUAUGCAUUGCCUAACUGAAAAUGCCUAAUUUAUUAUUCGAUAAAGGACAGCCGAGCCGUUUUGUGGUGACAGUAUGCAGCGAGGGUUUCACCGUGAUUAAUAUCUUUUUUUUUUUUUUUUUUUUUUUUUUUUUUUGAGAGAGAGAGAGAGAGCGAGAAAGAGAAGCAUUUUAUCUGGCGGGACUCACGUGUAAAAAGCCAAGAAUCCUCCUCUGCGGUGUCACCGCUGUGCUGAGUUUCAGCAGGACGAUGGUUGACAUUUUUUGAGGAAUGUACGAGGCGAAAGUAGAAAGUUAUGUCUUGAUUUAAGUUUCAUGCCUGUCUCCUUCUUUGGAUCGUUUCCACCAAUCUCUUUAUUCAAACCCUAACUCCGCAAACUUGUCCUAGUGUAUUAUGUUUGAACUGGAUGACAUGGUUUACUUUUUAUAUUUAUUUGAGCCAAAUUCUGAUAUGCCUAAAAUCAUUCAGCAUUUCUCUCUACUUUUUUUCUUUUUUUAUAUAUAUAGACCAUUUUUGUCUGUUGUUGAGUAUAAAAUUGGAAUUUGUGUAAUAUAUUGCUCCUAAAUUAUAUAAAAAAAACAAAACUUUUAAUGUAAUUAUUUUUUGUUUUCCAAUGUAGCUUUGGUGCACUAAAAUCUUUUUAUUCCUUAAGAACCACGCCCAGCAUCAAUUCUGCCAAUGAGAUCGUGUAUCUAGACCCCUGUUCUUUUGAAACAAUUUCCCAAAUGUCUUUCUGCGCUACAUAAGCCAUUCUCUUAAUUUUUGCACUAUUUUUAGACGUUAAUUUCUUUGUCAGUUAUGCAUUUUCAAAAAAAAAAAUUCGCAACUCUGCUUCGACAAAGAACAAAGCUAAAUAUUAACCAGUCCUGCACAUAUUUGCUCAACUCACUGAAAGUGUCCUUAAAUCCAAACCCUUCAAAUUGUUAUUCACACACACACACACAAACACAUACACACACACACACACACACAUUCCUGCACCACAGGUGUGAGUGUGCACAUUCCCAACUGUCCCAAGGGCCUUUUUCAUGCUGUCCCACAUGUGAUCCCUCUAUCCCUGGAGGAAGAGGAGUGUGUGGAUGAAGGGAUAGAGGGAUGAGGCGGAGGUGGAGUGGUAUCUUCUUACCAACACCAGGGGCAAUUAUGCAAAAAAAAAAAGGAACACAAAAAAAGAACAAAAAAC
Messenger RNA from Myripristis murdjan (pinecone soldierfish), 3734 nucleotides. RefSeq names its product RUNX family transcription factor 3 (gene runx3). NCBI's taxonomy places the organism in Eukaryota, Metazoa, Chordata, Actinopteri, Holocentriformes, Holocentridae. Gene Ontology annotation, cellular component: nucleus. The record is from RefSeq and is a predicted model, not a curated record. Gene Ontology annotation, biological process: chondrocyte differentiation; neuron differentiation; regulation of transcription by RNA polymerase II. Bases 363 to 1748 code for a protein of 461 amino acids. Gene Ontology annotation, molecular function: DNA-binding transcription factor activity, RNA polymerase II-specific; ATP binding; RNA polymerase II cis-regulatory region sequence-specific DNA binding. The transcript has 8 exons.